GAAUUUUUAAGACUGACAUUUUGUGAAAGGCCGAUGACUUUACGCAAAUUUUUCUUUUUGUAAGAUUGAAUAAUUGUUCGAAAUGUAAAUAUUGCUUCCGAGAAAAAUGCACUUUCGAGUGUCUUUCAAGGAGAAUAUAUAAAGGAAGGAUUUCGAAGAAAUUUGAGUUCGCUUACCUCGACCCUCAGUAGCUGACUUUACUAGCCGGUCUGCGGUAUUCAACAUCAUGGGCCACUUUCUCCUGUCUAACUUAUUUUUGGUGAUUUCCGCUGUCUGCUUGAUUGUUCCUUUUUCAAGUGCUCUAGAUGUGGAUUUUGCUUACCAUGACUAUCCUCAAAUGACUGCCAUACUUCGAAGAUUUAACCGAGAACAUCCUGAACUUACGAAGCUGUACUCGAUUGGUAAAUCCGUGCAAGGAAGGGAAUUAUGGGUAAUGUUGGUAACCAGCGAACCAAACACCGAACCUCUACUGAAGCCAAAUUUAAAAUAUGUAGCGAACAUGCAUGGAAAUGAACCUGUCGGCAGGGAAAUGAUGCUGCAUCUCUUGUCAUAUCUACUGACGAAUUACGGAAAAGACGACUACGUAACGUGGCUGCUCGACAACAACAGACUCCAUAUCAUGCCUUCCAUGAAUCCUGAUGGAUUCGAACUCUCCGUUGAGGGAGAAUGUUCUGGAACACAAGGAAGGGGCAAUGCAAAUUUCCAGGAUUUGAACAGGAAUUUUCCAGAUUAUUUCUCCAGCACUAACCCUGUAGCACAACCGGAAACAGCAGCCAUGAGAGAAUGGAUUACAAGCACACAAUUCGUUCUUUCUGCAAACUUCCAUGGAGGGGCUCUGGUUGCAAGUUAUCCUUUUGACAAUAUUCCGAAAAAUACCCCCAGUAAUUUCCGUAGAAUGUAUAGUGCUUCCGUCACUCCUGAUGACAAUGUGUUCAGACACUUGGCUGAGUCUUACUCCUUCAAUCACAAGAACAUGUAUUUAGGUGUUACAUGUAGGGACGGGAAUCCUCCCUUCCCUAAUGGAACAACAAACGGCGCUGCCUGGUAUGCCCUACAAGGAGGUAUGCAAGAUUUUAAUUAUGUUUGGGCUGGUUGCAUGGAAAUUACUCUUGAAAUAUCUUGCUGCAAAUAUCCGAAAGCUUACACUCUACCUCAGUUUUGGAAUGAUAACAAAGCUGCCAUUCUGCAAUACCUCAAGGAGGCACACCAAGGUGUUUGGGGACAAGUAAUUGAUCCUUCCAAAAGUCCUGUUUCCAACGCAACAAUUAGAAUCAAAGGGAAAGAAUUUGGCUCCAGAACUACAGCUAGAGGAGAAUAUUGGAGAAUACUACUGCCAGGCUCAUAUAUUUUACAAGUGGAAGCUCGAGGAUAUGAACCCACUGAAAUCCCAAUUGAGGUUACAAAAGGAGUUAUAAUACAAAACAUAACAGUGUAUCCAUUGGCCACCAAUGAAGCCAGAUCUGAGCUAAAUACAAGAAGCGGUCUCUUCCCCAGUACCUCUCCUGUAUUUAACUCUGGGUCAUCUUUAAAAGCCACCUGGCCUACAUUUACGGUAAAUUCAAAUUUAGAAACCACAAAACCUUUCGAAACUUUUGGUGAUGGUUUUGAGUUUAUUAUGGGUGAUAAUAUAACAACUAAUUCUUCGAAUGAAAAUUUAGAAAAUGCUGAGACAACUCAGGAGAUAAGUAAUUUAACGACAUUAGAUCCUAAUUUUAUUGACUCGUCGCAUGAUAGGUCAACAUCAAGAUUUGUUCGUGCUGUUCCAUAUUAUGCUGUUUUAGGUAACAUUUGGGCAGUACUUUUACACAGACAAACAUUCAGAUAGGCAGAGUUCUUGUUAAAAAUGAUUAUUUUUUAAUAUUUAAUGAUUUCCUACUUAAUUUUUGACAAAUUUUUCUAAUCAAGUUAUUGCUGUUAUAUAGUUCAUAUUUGUAAAUAGUUGUAUUUUAAAGUGUAAAGUGUGUUUGCAAAGAGUUUGGUUGAUUUCGUUUCAACUACUUGCAGGUGCAAAAGCGUGCUUAUGUAAUAUUCUCCUGAAUUUACAUUUUAUUAGACAUUUUAUUAGAAAAAAAUGUUUUAAUAUUUUUCAUACUAGUUAUCUUUUUUCAAUUUUAUUAAUAUUGAGAGGAAAUUCUAUAAUAUUGUUUGAUAAAAAGUCAAGGUUCAUUCAAUGAGUUUCUGAAUUAAAAAAUCUUUUCAGCUUUUAAUAUGAAAACAUUAGUAUCUCAAUUGUAUGAAGUGUUUUUUUUUAUGUUCCUUUUUCUCUUUUAUGUCGACUUUUGAGACAUUUUUCAAGAUUCUAGUCACAACUGUAGAACUAUAAAUUAAGAUGUAAAUAAAUUGUUUUACUUUUAUUUAAGACAAAAUUUAACAAGAGUGAAAAUAUUUAAUAAAAUAAUAUAUUGAAAUACAUAAUCUAUAAAUCAAAUGAAAUUAAAGAUAUAAAGUAAAUUUUUGUAAAUUGGUGUGAUUAUAAAUAUGACAUAAAAUAAAUUAUGUACUAUACUUUCAGGAAAUUAUUUUGAUAGAUGUAAUAUAUUGACUUCAAAAUAUUUAUUUUUUUAUUGAGUACAUUAGUUUAUCAAAUGUGUAACUAAUGUUUUAUUAAAUAUCUAUUUUCCUUAUAUAGUAUUGUAUGAUAGGAGACUAUUAAAGAGUAAAAUGCAUAAAAUAAAAAUCUAAAUGAGAUGUU
Molecule: messenger RNA, 2692 nt
Organism: Parasteatoda tepidariorum (common house spider)
Lineage: Eukaryota; Metazoa; Arthropoda; Arachnida; Araneae; Theridiidae
Product: carboxypeptidase D
Biological process (GO): protein processing; peptide metabolic process
Molecular function (GO): zinc ion binding; metallocarboxypeptidase activity
Source: RefSeq, a predicted model, not a curated record